Messenger RNA from Trichomycterus rosablanca, 1863 nucleotides. It is a transcript of the gene ftcd, whose product is annotated as formimidoyltransferase cyclodeaminase. NCBI's taxonomy places the organism in Eukaryota, Metazoa, Chordata, Actinopteri, Siluriformes, Trichomycteridae. The record is from RefSeq and is a predicted model, not a curated record. The transcript is spliced from 14 exons. The coding region runs from base 34 to 1656 and encodes 540 amino acids. Gene Ontology annotation, molecular function: transferase activity; folic acid binding.
UUCUCAGUCUCGCUGUGUGAUCUCUUAACAGCCAUGGCCAAGCUGGUGGAGUGCGUGCCCAACUUCUCAGAGGGACGAAAUAAAGAGGUCAUUAAAGCUAUUGCUGAUGCCAUCUCUGCUACGGAGGGUUGCAGCGUGUUGGAUGUGGACCCUGGAGCCUCCACCAACAGGACGGUGUACACGUUUGUUGGCUCUCCACAGGCUGUAGUGGAGGGGGCAUUAAAUGCUGCACGUACUGCUUUUAAUCUCAUCGACAUGAGCAAGCACAAGGGUGAGCAUCCUCGGAGUGGCGCUAUGGACGUUUGUCCUUUCAUCCCGGUGCAGAACGUCAGCAUGGAUGAGUGUGUAUCGUGUGCUAACGACUUUGGACGAAGGCUGGCGGAGAUAAUGCAUGUACCUGUGUAUCUGUAUGGAGAAGCAGCAAGGAGUGAGAGCAGAAGAUCUCUACCAUCUAUACGUGCAGGAGAAUAUGAAGCUCUACCAGAGAAGCUGAAGAAGAGUGAGUGGGCUCCGGAUUUUGGUCCUGCCACUUUCGUUCCUUCGUGGGGCGCCACGGUUACUGGUGCUCGAAAGUUCCUCAUUGCGUACAACGUGAACUUGCUGAGCACCAAGGAACAAGCACACAGAGUCGCUCUGGAUAUCCGAGAGCAGGGACGAGGCAAAGGACAGCCAGGCUUACUGAAAAAGGUGCAGGGAAUGGGCUGGUACCUGGACGAGGCCAACCUGGCUCAGGUCUCUACCAACAUCCUGGACUUCGAGGUCACUCCACUUUACACAGUAUAUGAAGAGAUCUGCAGAGAUGCGAGGGAGCUUAAUCUAUCAGUGGUCGGAUCUCAGAUUGUCGGCCUGAUUCCUUUGAAAGCCGUGCUGGACUGUGCUGAAUUUUACAUGCAGAAAGAGAAGCUCUUUAUUUUGGAAGAGGAGCACAAAGUUCGACUGGUUAUUAGCAAACUGGGUUUGAAUUCUUUGGGACCGUUUGAUCCUAAAGAGAGGAUUAUCGAGUACAUGGUAGAAGCCAGUCAGAUCGAAGGACAGCUUGCGUCUCUUUCCUUAAAAGAGUUCGUCCGCAGUGUUGGUGCCCGCACGCCAGCACCUGGUGGAGGCUCUGUUUCUGCAGCGAUUGCUGCCAUGGGAGCAGCUCUUGGCUGUAUGGUGGGGCAGAUGACGUACGGUAAGAAGCAGUUUGAAGAUCUGGAUAACAUAAUGAGGCAACUGAUCCCUCCAUUCCACCAGGCCAUGAAUGACCUGCUGCUCACUGUGGAUGCCGACUCUACUGCAUUUAACAGCUACAUGGCGGCCUUGAAAAUGCCCAAACGCACUCUGGAUGAAAUGAAAAGGCGAGAGGAAGCCAUGCAGGAUGGGUUAAAGAAAGCGAUUGGGGUUCCGAUGUCUCUGGCUGAGAAAGUGAACGUACUGUGGUCACCACUGAAAGAACUGGUGAAGUAUGGAAAUGUGGCAUGCAAAUCGGAUGUCCAGGUAGCAGCUAAAGCUCUGGAGACUGCAGUGUUUGGAGCAUACUACAACGUCAUCAUUAAUUUAAAGGACAUCACUGAUGAGACGUAUAAGAGUGAUAUGGAGGCGAAAGCAUCUGCGCUUCUUGAUGAAGCAAGAGAGAGCGCUAACCAAGUUUUGGAGGCUGCCAGUCAACGCAAAUAACCAACACCCAGCCCAUCUACACACCCAAAGUCUCUCACAACAAUUAAAGACUCUUUAACCACUACUGUACAACUUCUCAGAUCAGGGCUGUGAUAGAAAAUCAGACACAGCAGCUUUUUGUCUUGUCAUGAUUAAAAUAUCAAGAAAUGGAUUUUAUCCUUCAGCUUUUAAAAUGUAUAUCAUACAAAAAUAAAAAAAUAUAAACAA